AUGGGAAAUAGCAACGCUAGAAAGAUUUUCGAGCAAUUGGAUAAAGAUAAAUCCGGAAAAGUUAGUUUGAGCGAGCUGUUAAAUUCGGAUGAGCAGCUUGGCUCCUCAUUUUCAUCUCUUACCACGCUUUAUCACUUCGAUUUGGGAAAAGAGGGAAAACUCAAUUACAAAGAGUUCGUAGAAAUGGACAAGUUCGUUCAGCGCAUUAAACACCAGGUCGAAAAAGAAACGGAAGAUAAAGAGAAGCAUUUACAUGAGAGUCAUCAUCAUUCAGCCACAUCAGACGUAGCAUCAAUUAUUGGAAAAUUGUUUGGCAGAAGUACAAGCAACGAAAAUUUAGAAAACCACAAUCAAUCACUUGAUACCUUGUCUUCGUAUGGCUCUGGCAACGUUUCUCCAACAAGCGCAGAAAAACUCUCUGUGAAAUUCUUUGCUUCACCUUCCAAAUCGCCAACAUGCAAGAGAUUGACAUCAGAACAUGCCUUUUCAGAUUUGGUAAAGGACCGUGUCAAUUACGAGCUAUUACCUGCCUUGCACAAGGAAAUGUUUUGUAAGGAAGGGCGAAAGAAUUUUUUGAACUGGCUGUUUAAACUGUCUGACGUUGACCGUAGUGGUAGAAUUUCCCGAAAACAACUGGAACUGAUUCUGAAAGCAGUUCAAAAGGACGGAAUAGAUCUUGAAUGUCUACUGUUUGACACAGACAGUGAUGAAGAACACAAUCAUCAUUCUACCAACAUUACUAAUCACAUCCUAACCCAUGAAGAAGAGGUUCAAAAGUUCAAUAGAUUGGUAGAUCGAAUAAUGGAUGAGUAUGAUGUAGAGGGCCACGGAUUUUUAAAUCAGCAAGAAUUUAUGAAGUUAGGAGAGAUAAUUUUGACCAAAUAUGAAGCACUUCAUCUUGAGAACACUGAUUCAAAGAUUAUUGGUGAUUGGAAAAUGACCCAUAUACUUGGCCGUGGAAGCUAUGGAGUUGUAAGAUAUGCUCACCAUGUUGACGAUUACAACGAAAAGAGAGCCAUAAAAAUCAUUAAGAGAGGUAAUGUGAGCGACAUGUCAAGACUGGACAUUGAGAUUCAAGCGAUGCAAAUGCUGAAACACAAAAAUGUCGUACAAUUGUAUGAAGUACUUGAAGAUGACGAAUAUGUGUAUCUUGUUAUUGAAUUAUGCGGAGGUGGCUCUCUCUAUGAACACAUCAAGGACAAACCUUUUGAUGAGAAAUUGGCCAGAUAUUAUUUCAAUCAACUUGUUGAUGGGCUGUCCUACUGCCACGAAAUGGGAGUUUGUCAUAGAGACCUGCGUCUUGAAAAUUUGUUACUUGAUAACGAAGGGCAUUUAAAGAUUACUGACUUUGGUCAAGCAAGAAUUUUUAAGAAAGGUUGGGAUUUGUUUUCAACUCAACUUGUAGGAAGUUUAUAUCAUCUUUCUCCAGAACAAAUUGAAGGAAAGGUUUAUGCUGGAGAGAAAAUAGAUAUUUGGAGCGCUGGUAUUAUUUUAUACUGUUUCGUCACAUCCAAACUUCCUUUCUGCUCUUCUGACGUAAAUACCAUGUUUGAUGACAUCAAGAACGCUAGAUAUACAUAUCCUGACGAUGUUGAGGUCUCUGUGGAAUGCCAAGAGCUGAUUUUUGGUAUGCUUCAACCUAAUCCAAAAGUUAGAGCAACUCUCAAACAGAUAAAAGAGCAUAGAUGGACCAAAGGACCACAGAGCCAACCAAACUUGAUGCUUGAAACUAUGUUAUUGAAUGGAUUCUUUGAAAAGAACAAGCACAUUCCAAAUCUCCACAAAAUUAUCGGAAGAAUUCUUAUGGACAUUUUAAAGCAAUUUGAUUGCCACUUUAAAGUUGAGGUGAAGAAGAAGGAUAUUAGGCUUCCAACAAGCAGCAGCCAAGUGUUCAUGGGGAAUACAUCCACUGUCAGUCAAAUGGUUAGAGUUUCAUCUGAUUCAGAUAUGUCAUGCAAGAGUGACAGGAGUGAAGACGGAGAAAAAGAUGAGCUUCCUUAUACUCCUCAUUCUGCCUCAGAUAUGCGGUCGUCAGCCAGCUGCUCCAUGAUUGAUGGUCCACGACAAAAACCGAUAUUAACCAUUGAUACAACCAUCAAAAAGAGUCCUAUACAUGCUUUAAGCACAGAUGCUUCUCCUCUCCUCCUUCAACCAUUUCUUAUUUUGAGAUGCAUCCAUGCAAAGAAAGAUGUUAAAUUUUUAAUUACUGCAGAGGAAACAGAAAACAACUCUCUCGCCAUUAUUUUUGCAUUACGGGACGGAGAAACAAAAGAAUUCAAAAGUAAGGUAGCAAAAAUGAAACCAGAGAUUAUGACCAGAUUGACAUCGUAG
Naegleria lovaniensis is the source of this 2331-nucleotide messenger RNA. RefSeq lists its product as uncharacterized. NCBI's taxonomy places the organism in Eukaryota, Heterolobosea, Eutetramitea, Acrasida, Naegleriidae. The coding region runs from base 1 to 2331 and encodes 776 amino acids. Gene Ontology annotation, molecular function: ATP binding; calcium ion binding; protein tyrosine kinase activity. The transcript has 4 exons. Gene Ontology annotation, cellular component: cytoplasm. The record is from RefSeq and is a predicted model, not a curated record. Gene Ontology annotation, biological process: intracellular signal transduction; protein phosphorylation.